This is a messenger RNA of Acanthopagrus latus (yellowfin seabream), 2458 nucleotides long. RefSeq names its product DOMON domain-containing protein FRRS1L. NCBI's taxonomy places the organism in Eukaryota, Metazoa, Chordata, Actinopteri, Spariformes, Sparidae. The coding region runs from base 668 to 1507 and encodes 279 amino acids. Gene Ontology annotation, biological process: regulation of glutamate receptor signaling pathway. The record is from RefSeq and is a predicted model, not a curated record. The transcript is spliced from 5 exons.
AUAAAUAACCCUGCAGGUGACCUCUGACCCCAGUUCUGAAAACAGUCCCAACAUCUUCACCACAGAGCGAGAUGUGACGAAUGUGACACCCAACCCAGCUCUCCUCCACACCAUGGAGCGCGAACUGCUGUGGAGAUACCUCCUCCAUCUCUCUGCGACUGUGGGGGCAUUAAUCCCCAAUCCAUUGAUCCCGAUCACAGCACGUAGCGGCUCCUCAUUGGACGCCACCGUGAUUGGCUGAGGAGGGAAGGAGAGAGGGAGGCCGGGCGAAACCAUUCAUCCGGACGAUGCUGCGACUGGAAAAUGUGAAGAUUAAUGAGCUCUAGUGGACAUGUAGAUUCGGAUUUCCGAGAGGAUUACGGGCGUGCGUCCGCAUUAGAUAGCGAUAGGUUACAAAUCGGGGUAAUUUCGCGUUGGAUGAGCCUGUUAAUCUCGCAGCGAUCGGCGGUGGAUCCCCUCAGUUCCUCCCCCCUCCCUCCCGCACAUCCCUGCGCACAAACAGAGGAACAGGCGCUGAGGAUGCGGGGAUGAUUGUGGUGACGCUGCGAUGGGAAACCUGCGAAGAUGGAUGGCGAAAUACAAACAACAAUGAGGAUCCGGUUUGAGUUUCUUUUCUAAUCGCUGUUUUUUUAAAAUUUCAUUUUCCCUCCCCGGACACUAUUUGGCGAUGAUGAGGCUCGUGCAGCUGUGGGUGCUGCUGAUCCAGAGCGGGUGGUGGGGGGUCGCGCCGAGCCCCACCGAUGAAGGAGCGCUCCGGGCCGGCCACGGGGAGCACGGAGAGCCGGGGCACCAGGAGCCGCACAAGGACUCCUACAGCACCUUCGCCUCCGAGUUCCUGGAGUCCAGAUAUCUGUCCGAUGACGGUUAUCCCUUCCCCACCGCCCCACCAGUGGAUCCCUUCGCCAAGAUCAAAGUCAGUGACUGUGGAGUUACCAAAGGCUGCAUCAGAUAUGGGAAGCCGGGGUGCGAUGCAGAGUCGUGUGACUACUUCCUGAGUUACCGCCGCAUUGGGACAGAUGUGGAGUAUGAGAUGAGCGCAGACACAGACGGCUGGGUGGCCGUAGGUUUCUCCUCUGACAAGAAAAUGGGAGGGGACGAUGUCAUGGGCUGUGUCCACGACGACAACGGGCGCGUGCGGAUCCAUCACUUCUACAAUGUCGGCCAGUGGGCGAAGGAAAUCAAGAGGAACCCUGCUAGAGAUGAAGAGGGCGUUUUCGAAAACAACCGGGUGACCUGCCGUUUCAAACGGCCGCUUUACGUCCCCAGAGAGGAAACACUUGUGGACUUACACCUGUCGUGGUAUUACCUGUUUGCAUGGGGACCUGCCAUACAAGGUUCCAUCACGAGGCAUGACAUCGACAGCCCGCCCGUCAGCGACCACAUGAUCAGUAUCUAUAAGUAUGAGGACCUCUUCAUGCCUUCCACAGCCUACCAGACCUUCAACUCACCGCUCUGCUUACUGCUCAUAGUAGCGCUCACCUUCUAUUUACUAAUGGGGACGCCGUAAUGAAGCCCAGCAGAUCACACAGCGGAGAAAACAGGGGAGAGAGGGUGAAGCAGCAAUAAAGAUUAGUUGCCAUUUUUGUCUGAUGCCACACUGAAGUGUGCAAUUUGCACAAAGAGACACUGUAUUAGAUAUGAUAAACACAAUAGAGAGUAUAUAUUCAUUACUCUGAGCUCAUCUUGCUAAAGUAUUAAGCCUAUAAUCUAGAGGUGUCAUGUACUGGUGUCAGUACAAGCAAGAGGUUUGAUAAGAGUAGUGUUCUAGUAUAUAUAGGCCAGUUAUUUUCAGUAUUUACGAUAGCUUCCAAGCAUUUAAAAAGAAUAUGAGGACGACACACGGCAGUAAAUAAACCUCACAAGUCUUCAGAACACUGCAUGCACCGGGAAAUCUGGGAAUGAUUUCAAAUACCCACUGUCCACUGGUGAUGGGAUGACGGUGCCUCGUCUAGAACUUGGCUUAGACACAAAGGUUUUCAGGGGGACAAAGGGAGAAGCUCACAGCUGUUUGCACACUCACUUCCUGUCCCUAUACCCCGUUAUGUUAAUGUGGAUAUCAUCCUUUGCAAAAAGAAAAAAGACAGGUUAUUUGUUGGUUCUCACAAUCACAAAAUAUUUUUUUCCAAGUGACAGUAUGUGUUUACCAUGUUAAUUUGACUUUUUCUCACGUUUCCAUAAUUUCCUUUUCCUUUUCUGCUCCCCCCUCCCCCCUUUUAUCAACCACAGUGGCUGUUGGGUUUGUUUAUCAGUACUGUGGCACUGUUACUGUGUCUAACAGACAGAGAGAGACUGUGACAUGAGUUACUAUUGCCUUCAGCAAGCAAUAACACACUGGACAGGAGCAAAUUGUCGACUGAAGCUCAAUUUGCUUGCCUGGACAUGGACUUAUUUUCCCCCCCAUGCUGUUAUUGUAGCCUUUUGAUCUGUAUUAAAAAUGGAUGCAUAUGUUAAAAACCCA